AUGCCGACCAAGGUCUCUUACGUGUCCGCAGACAGCGAGACGCAACGACUCUUCACCCACCCAGAGGUACAACAACAACAGCUUCACGACACCUUCACCACCACCUGCUUCAACAUGCCCGAGUUCCAGAUUGGCGUCCAGCCUCCCAAGAAGGCCCAGGCCGGCGCCUACCUGUACCCGCCCGUCAUCGCAAAGCACUCGGUCCGACGACCGGAGGGUGACGUCGACUACUUCGCCACAGCGGUGCUUCUCGAUCGGCGCGGCGCCGUGGUCGACGGCUACCUGGAGGGCACCAAGGCGGCGAGCCGGUACGAGGUGGCCAGCUCCAAAAGCUCUACGGCGUCGUUUGUGUUCCCCUUUGCGGACCUGUCAAUAGCGCAUGCCGGCACGUUCACGAUCCGCAUCGACGUGUACCAGUUCGUGCCGGGCGACUACGCCGGCGCGGCUCUGGUAGCGCAGCUGGGCACGCGGGCCAUCUCCGUCGUGGCCGGCGAAGCAGCAACGGAAAGUCCAUCGUCAGAUGAGCGGUCGCUGAUGCGCAAGGCCCGUGACGCGGGACUGCCGCUGCCCGCAUGA
Molecule: messenger RNA, 576 nt
Organism: Purpureocillium lilacinum
Lineage: Eukaryota; Fungi; Ascomycota; Sordariomycetes; Hypocreales; Ophiocordycipitaceae
Source: RefSeq, a predicted model, not a curated record